Molecule: messenger RNA, 1199 nt
Organism: Chanos chanos (milkfish)
Lineage: Eukaryota; Metazoa; Chordata; Actinopteri; Gonorynchiformes; Chanidae
Gene: cd302
Product: CD302 molecule
Exons: 6
Coding region: 63-797 (244 amino acids)
Source: RefSeq, a predicted model, not a curated record
UGCGCUUGUGCUGAACGCAGACUCACUCAACAGCCACCAUGAUUUCCUAGCGAUUCGAAAACAUGGAAUCGUCAAGGAGAUAUCACUUUGUUUCAGUUUAUGGAAUCGUUUUAUUUAUCGUCUCAUGGCUGGUUAUCCAAGGUGAUGGCUGUCCUGCAGAUGGGCGUGUGUGGGUGCCUUCUGGCCAAAGCUGCUACCACUUUGUUCAUGGAGACGAAGACAUCUUAAAACUCUACUCCCGUGAAGAAGCUAAAGAAAUGUGCAGAGAAUAUGGCCUUUUGACAGUCAGCAGUGCUAAAGAAAAUGACUUUGUUGUGCAGUAUGGUCACAAGGUCUGGAAGAAAGAAAUUGAUGUGUGGCUGGGAAUGUAUUACAGCGGCGACAAGGACACAUUCUUGUGGGAUGAUAACAGUCCUCUGGAUUUUGAGAACUGGAGGUCAACAGGUCCCGAUGACACUGGCCUGGCCCUUGCAGACGAGUGUGUCAGUCUAUCCUCCACCACGGGAAAGUGGGAGAUAGUUAGCUGUUCAGACGACUCCCUCAGUGGCGUCGUCUGUAAAACGGCUCAAGAGCCAGAAGGCGCAGGCAAAAACAAGGGGCAUCCUCUUCUGUCUGCAUUGGUCAUCCUGAGCGUGAUUGUCAUUCUGGCUGUUUCCUCUGGCAUCUGGUUCCUUCACCUGAGGAGUAAGGGUGGCACCUCCAUUUUGCCAUCCUUUGAGUACCAUCCGCCCUUCCGAUCUCCCGGUGCCGACCAGACGUGUCUGGUGGAAGCCCAGGAGACGGAUGAGGUGCCUUAGAGAGCCGUGUAUCUGACAUCUACGUCUGCCUUUCUGGGCUCCGGUUUGGUUUCAACUGAGUUUUUGGAGAUCUGAGCAAGAAUAACUCGUAACUUACACAAUACAAUGACUGUAAAAUUUGAUUUCAUAGUGAUUUCAUAACUUGUCCUUUGUAAUAUUCGUAAGAAGCCAAACACUGUUUAACACAGUCUUCAGCAAACAGUACGACGUGUAGGUUGCCUCUCCUGAAAUCCUGUUGGGUCCCAUAGUUUCACCAACACCCUUCAUUUCCAUAACAUAAGGGUCAUGGAGGGGUGAAGUAUGUUUUCCUUCAUGUGUGCAUGUUGUAUCCAAAUAAAGAGUUUGUUUUACGAUGAAUUCCAUUGCAGAAGAAUCAAAAGUACUUGCCUGCCCCCCCCCCCC